UAUGACGUCACCAUUGGAGCUACCUGACGACGCAUAGGUUGCCGACACACGAAAGUUUGGCGUAUUGUGUCACCUCGGUAUAAUGAUGUCGUCGGACAGUGAUUCCGAUAACGAGGAAUUCCAGAUAAAGCGUUACAUGAACACAGAUUUCGGACAGAGCAUAAAACAGGCAAAAACUCUCCAAAAUCACUACAGCGGGAUCAAACCGCAGCCUGGAUUUUAUGAACUUUGCGACCGGAAGCACUGGUCAUUGGGAACGAAAUCGUACUGCGGCAAACAUUGGGAUGUUGAAGGAGUGACCCCUCUGGCUCGGUCAACUCGACGCUUGACCCUUCAUAAUGUCAACACAGAGGUCGACAAAGAGAAAGCCAGGAAAAUUCAAAAAGAGGAUUCCGAGAAAAGAGAAGCAAGUCAAACUCUGUGUCCCAUGAACAAAGAAUUUAACGAUACCGUACACUUCAGCGAGAAAAAGAUGAGAGCAGAAGCAGCGUCUAUGAGAAACCACCAGGCAAAGAUCAAGGAUGACAUGCAACUUCAGUUACUGAAUUUUACACAUGCUGGUUUAGUCGCUUUGGAAACGGAAGAAGAGCGUUUUAAUCAGAUCAAGUUGCUACGAGCAAUGCUGAAUAACGUUAACAAGUCUGCAAGUAUUGAAGAUUUAGUUGAUGCAAUGUCUGAAACGAACGAGAAGAGGAAUCACAUCAACAGAGACCUAGAGGAAGCGUUCGGAAGGUUGGUCGAGGAAGAAAAGGACUUGGAUGAUGAUUACAGGGAAGCCAUGAUGGAAAUGCUUGACGAAUCUCUUAUAAGGGUUAUCUUGAAUAUGGAUAGGGAUGUAACGAAGAAGAUGUUUGAGGAUGAAAAGAAGGAACGAGUGAUGGAACAGAAUAAUUUGCUCAAAGACAAGAAGAGAGCCAAAGCAAUGAAAAACUUUGAGGAGGUCCUGGAUGAUAUGAGACGAAUAUAUCAGCAAGUCUUAGAUGAGGAAGAAAGAAUCGAAGAAAGCUACAAAGAUAAAGUAAGGGAGGUAAAAACUAGGAUGCAGGAAGAACUAGUUAGAAAAUUCGCCGCAAAAUGGGCCGAGAAGGCGUGCGCUGAUGAAAAAACGCGCCGUAUUCAAGAAUUCGAAAACCCUGGUACCAAGAAAAAUGUGGCCUGGGAGUCAAUGAAGAAUCUGAUGAGUAGGGUACAACGACAGAUGAUUUUGUCCAAGUUUGACGGGAAAUGGAUUGAUUUCAAAGAAGAGGCCAAAAAGGAGAAAGCAAAACGGCACGAAACGCUAGUUCCGGAAACUGAACAGGACAAGAAGAUCAGGCAAAUUAGAACACGAUCACGGCGGCCAUCUUGUGUUGUGAGAGGCGAUGAUGAUUAGUCUGAAUCUGUUCUAAAAUAUGAAGAAUUUUUUUUCUAUGCUGACAGAUAUUAUAAUUUUUUCAAUGCUGAUAAGAAUCUUUUUGUUUGUGGUUAUGUACCUCUUUUUUUUUUGAUAAUGCCGAUAAGUAUGCCAUUUUUCUAUUCUGAUAAGCAUUUCAUUGUUUCCAUACGGACAAGCAUUCACCUAUUUCAUUCCACGGUGAAUAUUUCCAUUUUCUAUUACUUUCCUUUGACGUCUUGUUAAAUGUUCCGUUUUGUUUUCGCGGAUAAAUGUUAAUUUCCAUUUUUAUUUCUUUUCAGAUAUUAAGUAGCUUUUUCAAAUGGAUAUCAGUUUAUUCUAUCUGUGAAUUAGACUUCUCUCUUUAAUAUUUCUAAAGACCGUGAUAUUAAUAUUAAACCAAUGCCAA
Messenger RNA from Pecten maximus, 1781 nucleotides. RefSeq lists its product as uncharacterized. The transcript has a single exon. The record is from RefSeq and is a predicted model, not a curated record. NCBI's taxonomy places the organism in Eukaryota, Metazoa, Mollusca, Bivalvia, Pectinida, Pectinidae. The coding region runs from base 83 to 1372 and encodes 429 amino acids.